Molecule: messenger RNA, 4480 nt
Organism: Pecten maximus
Lineage: Eukaryota; Metazoa; Mollusca; Bivalvia; Pectinida; Pectinidae
Product: zinc finger protein with KRAB and SCAN domains 7-like
Exons: 1
Coding region: 209-3769 (1186 amino acids)
Biological process (GO): regulation of transcription by RNA polymerase II
Cellular component (GO): nucleus
Molecular function (GO): DNA-binding transcription activator activity, RNA polymerase II-specific; RNA polymerase II cis-regulatory region sequence-specific DNA binding
Source: RefSeq, a predicted model, not a curated record
AGCGAGGCACCACAUUGAAAUGUUCUUUCUGCCCAAAGGUCUUUAGCAGUAGGUUCGGCUUCACUUAUCAUACUAAGACUGCACACGGUGAAAACAAGAUAGAAGAAAACUUUAAAUCAACCAGUGAUACACUGAUACCUAUGAGCAAGUGGGAAAAAUCUACAAUGAAAAAGGAAACAGAAAAGGAAUUCAAAAAGAUAAAAGCGGCAUGUACAACUGUAAAUUAUGCGAUUAUAAAACCCCACGAAUGUUCCACAUCAGAAGACAUUUAGGCGUUCACUACGGAAACACUAACAAAUGUGAACAGUGUGAAAAAACUUUUUCAGAUUCUUACAAGUUGAGGCUUCAUGUACAAGUUAAGCAUGGGAAUCUAAGGUUUGAUUGUGAUUACUGUCACAGAGAUUUUGGAACAAAGGAAGGUUUGAAGUACCACCGUCUGUCUGCACACGAGGGUAACUGGAAGUAUCUCUGCCCCGACUGUGGUCAGGGUUUCUACCAGAAGCAUCACUUCGAAGGCCAUGUCAACAAACACAAAGGAAUCAAAGCCUAUGGUUGUAAAACUUGUGGAAAGAAAUUUUUCUAUCAGUCUGAUGUAUCGAUACACAAAAAGCAUUGCGGACAAGAAAGAAAGCCAUUAGAAAAACCAACCACAUUUGUUUGUCAUGUUUGUGGGGAUCAGUUCAAGAAAAAAAGUAUACUUAUUGAACAUGAAAAUGGCAAGCAUGGGAGAGUUGGGCACUAUAUCUGUGAAUGUGGGGUCAGUUUUAAAUGGAGAAACUCCCUUCGCCAACACAAACAAAGGUGUUCUACAGCAGCGGCCAUUUCCGAUUACUCCGUCACUGAUAUCACUGAUCUUAGCGGGGCCUCAGACUUUAUAGCCAUGCAGAUCAAACCUGAGCUGGACUCAGAUGUUAUCAAUACUGAGGCUGGGGAUAUGGAAGCAAUGGAUACAGAUGAUAAUCAGCCAGACAAUACAUCCUAUUCACAAACGUCGCCACCUGAGGGUGAAACGGAAAAUAACACGAUAGCUGAAGUAGAAAACGAUGACCAGUCAUUCAUAGUAAAGGAAGAACCAACAGAAAGCGAGGUGUUUCAACAUGGGGCAAUGCUCACUCCUCCAGAUGUCGCCACCAAUGCACUGUACGAGAUGCCAGCUGCACAGGUAAGUGACCAAGAAGGUAAUGAAUCUGAUUUUGUGAUAUAUCCCGAUGACUCCUCUACUUCUAGUUUUGACGAUUGUCAUUAUGGUUCAACCUUGGACCAUUCAGAUACUGAGGAUGAUGAUGAGGCUGCCGGUUUUACUCAUUCUUCCAAGACAAACGAGAACACUAAAAAAAUGGAGGGAACAUUUAUGGAAUUAAGAAAUGAACCUUUGAGGAAAAAGUUCAGGUGUCCCCGUUGCGGAAAGGUUUUCAGAAUGCGAAAUGCUUUAAUCCGACAUCGCAGUAUUUGUCACAGACAAGCAGUUAUAAGGAGAAGUGUGAUUGAGAUGUAUGUUUGUGGAUUCUGUGAUGGGAGAUUUUCAAACAAGGAACAUUUUAAAGAACACAGCAAAACCCACCAACGAAAAAUGAGGAAAAAACUUAAAAUAAAGCAAAAUAUCAAAAGGAAGACAAAGGAACAAUUUGAUAAUUUCAAACAAAAUGAACUGGUCCUUGACAAUCGCAAUAUGGAAAAUAUAGAAACAGUUUCUCAGGCAGAGGUUGUGUUUGACAUUCCAGUGAGUCAUAGUGUCGACAAUGGUACAGAAUCUGAUUCUGAAAAUCGGAUGACAUCCAUGCUACAAGAUGAUGAUGUUUCUGCUAGAGGCACGGAUCUCCAAUUAAUCAGUAAUCAUGUUCACCCAAAGGAAGUUACUGUGCAAGUUGGAAAUGCAAAUGACAGUGAACAGUGUGAUGAGCAACCCCAAUGUGAACAAUCUGAUCGGGAUUCAGAAAAUUCUCAUAAUGAAUCUUUCCAAGCGAUGGAUGAAUCAAAUCACGAGCCAAAACGCGACCAAGGAAAGGAUUUCCCAUUUGUAAAUGUUGCGGUUGUAGAUUUGAGCAAUGCACAAGAAUAUCCAAGUAAGGAUUUAGACAGUGGUUGGGAUUUGUCACUAAAACCAAAUCACUCAGGAAUAACGCAGGAUAAAAAUAGAAACCAAUCAGAAUCUACCUCUUCUCUUGUGGUUGAUGAAGGGCAAAGAAAAAACUUUUCAGGAGAGUUCCAGAACUCGUUCACAUGUGAAAUAUGUGGUGCUACCAUUGAUGACCAUGAGAAAUAUAUCAGCCACAUAUCCCUUCAUGCAGUCACGAGAAUACAAAUGUUUCAGGAACAGCAAAAUAGCUCUAUCAGUAAAGACCCCAAUACAAGUGUUGGAGAUUCUGGGACGUUCAGAACAUCCAAUUGGAAUACUAUGGGAGUGGAAAAGGAGAAUUUUACAUGUAAAAUUUGUGGUGAUGUCUUCAUGAAAAGAUCCUACCUUAAGGAACAUAUACUUGGGAUGCAUGGAAAUGUCAAUAGGUAUAGCUGUGCAUGUGGAGAAAGAUUCAAAUGGAGAAGUUCACUGAAUUUGCACAAAGAAAAAUGUCCUUCUUCUCCAUCCAAGAAUAUCUCAAAUGGUCAAAAACAUAUCCUACUCAACCAACCUAAUAAUGCCUCUGCCCGCUCAUUCAAGGGAUCUUCAAAACCAACAGCUACUGUAAAAGUUGGUAAUAAACGAAAAUCUCCAGUUUCAAGGUCUUCCUUACCACUUCCACCCAUCUCCUCAUCGCUUUCACCUAGGUCAAGGAUGCUACCAGGAAUUUCACCUCAUUUCAUUGACGUGAGAACAUCUUCAGUGCUAGGGAUGAUGCCACCUCAUAUAAGUCCAACAACUUCUUACGCUCCGGCAAUGGAAACACGGGUUCAGGCUGGAGAAAUGUACCUACAUAGUGUUCCAGUUAGUGCCACAGAGAGUCAAUUGUCGCAGCAGCAAACUCCCACCCAUUUACCGUCUAUUCCAUUUGAAAGAUCUUCUCCGCAGUCUAACAAAGUUCAGCCAAAAUAUGAAAAUGGAUCAGGACAUGCCAGUCACAGUGUUUUACCAACUGGGAUGUUUAGAAGCAACGGACCAACUGACUUUUCAUUUCAAGUUUCUAAAGAACAGGCUAUUCAACAUCAGUACUCAAGUGUCUCUACUUCAGAUACAGGGCAAAGCCAGCAGCAUCAGGAAAGUGGAAAACCUAUUGAAAAUGUAACUAGAAUCAAACAGGAAGUGAUCUCGUUUGAUGAAGAACCUGAUACCAGGAUAGAGAUGAACGAUACUGUUAUAAACCAACUGAUGCUGGCUGCGGCGGAGCCACCUGGAAACUUUGAAGUGCCUAAAACUGAACCAUAUCUUGUAAGCAAUACCAUACCUGAACAGCAAAUUAAACAAGAACAGGGCUCAUACAGCUGUGGUAUCUGUAAAAAACAGUUCCGAAAUCCGAAUUCCUUCAAUGACCAUAUGAACAAACAUCGUGGUAUAAAACCGUAUCCGUGUAAUAAUUGUGGAAUGUCAUUUCACUACCAGUCUAUCCUUAGUUCACAUAAGAAAACAUGUGGAGUGGUAGGGAAUAACAUGUAUAAAUGUCACAUCUGUGGUGACACGUUUACUGUGCGGGGCUACUUACGAGAGCAUGUUCUUGGGAAGCAUGGCGAUGCCCGUCGGUACAGCUGUCAGUGUGGUGCAACUUUCAAGUGGAGGAGCUCGCUUGGUAGCCAUCAAAAGAAAUGUCCACUGAAUAGCAAAAACUUAGUUGUAGAAUGAAAGUGGAGGAGUGCAUAUUUGGAAUCGGAUUCUUUACUUGUGUAUCUUUGUAUUGUUAAUGUCAUAUCAUAGUAAUAGUAUGACUGUAUUAAUCAUUUAACACAAAUUUACAAACGUCACUGUUCUUAAUGUAAUGGAGUAUAGGAUUAAUUCUCAGAUAUAUGUUGAUAAAAUGAUGUCAUUUGAAACACAGUUCAUACAUAACUGGAAAUUUGGUAAAAAGACAUUUUUUCUUUUAUUUUCAUGCUGACAAAUCUAUACCAUAUUUAUGUCUGGUUAAUCAUUUUUAGUGUAAUGUUCAGUUCAAAGUAUGUGCUGUUAAAAUGUGAUUUUUUCAUAGUUGAUUUUUUUUGAAGUCCAGCUUUGUCGUGUUAUGUGAAUAGGAACUGAAAAGGGAAUCUCUGUUAAUAAGAUAGUAGACAGAUUAGACAGAUUUACUCACUUUUCUGCACAUGUACCGGUACAUAUCUGUCCACCAUUACUUGCUUUAGAUAUUAUAAUUAGAUCCUUUUCUCAGUAAAUAGUAAUUUUGAAAAUUUUUAUUUUAUUUUAGCCAUAUAUACUAUUGAUCUCAUGGAAUUACUUUUGAAUGAAAGAUGCUUUUUAUUAGCUGACCUGGUGAGCUUAUGCCAUGGCGCGGCAUCCGUCCGUCCGUCGUACGUCCGUCAACAUUUGCUUCAAAUCACUACUAGUCCAAAAGUUCUUGGAUAU